AUGCAAGACGACCCGUCCUUGCCAGUUCUCUCCACCUCCGGACUCAAGUGGCUUGGAGUCGGAAUCUCGGGCAUGGUAUAUCCUCUUGAUGAGCAAACUGUCGUAAAGAUCGCUCCCAAGUGCGACAAUGACUACGCCUCCAACGAAAGCCUUCAGGACCUCCAGAUCGAGAGAUCCGUGUAUCGACACCUGGGAUCCCAUCCCCGAAUAUGCCGCUUCAUCUCCUCGGUCCAACGAGGAAUUGUUUUGGAGAGGUUCGGUGAGCCGCUCCGAAAACAUCUACUAGAGCUUCACAAGCAGAGGAAGACUCCGUCGCGCAAUCAAGCUCUCAAGUGGUCUAUUCAAGUCGCAGAGGGUGUGGCAUAUCUCCACCAGAAGAACAUCAUGCAAGGAGACAUCGGCUGUCACAACAUCCUUCUCAAAGACGACGAGAUCAAGUUGUGCGACUUUGGGGGCUCCUCAAUUGACGGAAAGCCAGCUGAAGUUGGGUACGAAUGUCGAUCUCAACGUUGGGACGACACUCAUGAGAACCCAUCCAUUCAAAACGAACUGUUCGCCCUUGGUUCAACCAUCUAUGAAAUCUGGACGACAACGCGGCCUUACCAAGACGAACCCGACGAGAAGGUCGAGCAGAAUUACAAAUGCCAAUGCUUUCCAGACGUCCAAACCCUUCCGGUUGCCAAAGUCAUCCAAAAUUGCUGGCAUGGCACUUAUCAUUCUGCGAACGAGGUCGUUGCAGCCCUGGAAUCCCUUCAGCCCGAACGAAUGAGGCCAUACGAAUCCACCGAUGCUAACAAUCGAACCAUGCUGGCCACUUUCGCCAGCAUCAUCACUGUCUUCAUUCUAGCAGCAUGGUUCGAGCCAGGUGAAGUUGUAGCCACCAUGCGAAACAGUUGGUUUUAG
Fonsecaea erecta is the source of this 903-nucleotide messenger RNA. RefSeq lists its product as hypothetical. NCBI's taxonomy places the organism in Eukaryota, Fungi, Ascomycota, Eurotiomycetes, Chaetothyriales, Herpotrichiellaceae. Gene Ontology annotation, molecular function: ATP binding; protein tyrosine kinase activity. The record is from RefSeq and is a predicted model, not a curated record. The coding region runs from base 1 to 903 and encodes 300 amino acids. Gene Ontology annotation, biological process: protein phosphorylation. The transcript has a single exon.